AUGGCAAAAAGUGGUGAAGAGAAAAAGAGACCAACAUUUCUUGCUUCAAAUGGAAGCUUGCAUGGUGAGAUCGAUGACGAUGAAUCGCUUCUCUUUGAAGAUUGGCUUAACAACCAAUCAUUUGGCCAACACGUACAACAAGAAGUUAUUGCAGAUGGACCUGUGAAAAUAAGAGGGCCAAGUCGCCAGGCAGACAACUUUUUAGACCCUGCUAAAACAUUAAAGAAAUCAUCAAAGAAGUGA
Messenger RNA from Dovyalis caffra, 243 nucleotides. Lineage: Eukaryota; Viridiplantae; Streptophyta; Magnoliopsida; Malpighiales; Salicaceae. The record is from the annotation of a GenBank genome assembly.